GGAGCCAAAUUAGGGGGACGACCAACGCUAGGGGAGGGCGAAUUUUCACUCUGCUAUCGACAGAUUCUGUGGACAAAAAUAGCGGAAUUCGCCUGCCUGCCUGCCUGCCUUCAACUGUCAAGGGUUACGUUUCAUCACCUCGUUUAAGAGAGGGAGGCCAGGCCAGGAUGAACGGCGACUCAGGUGCCGGUGUGGUGACGGCCCACCCUCCCGCCACCGCCCCCCACAAGGAGCGCUACUUUGACCGGGCGGUGGACGAGAGCAGCCCCGAGUACCAGCGGGAAAGAAACAUGGCGCCCGCUCUGCGCCAGGACUUCAACAUGAUGGAACAGAAGAAGCGAGUCUCCAUGAUCCUCCAGAGCCCGGUGUUCUGCGACGAGCUGGAGUCCAUGAUCCAAGAUCAACUGAAGAAAGGCAAGACACCCACCAGCCUGCUGGCCCUGCAACAGAUUGCCGACUUCAUGACCACCAGCAUGCCCGCCAUGUGUCCUGCUGCGCCGCAGGGGGGUAUGGCAGCGCUCAACAUGAGUUUGGGUAUGGUCACACCGGUGAACGAUUUACGUGGAUCGGAUUCUAUCUCGUAUGACAAAGGCGAGAAGCUCCUCAGAUGCAAGCUGGCAGCGUUCUACCGGCUCACUGACCUGUUUGGCUGGUCGCAACUCAUUUACAACCAUCUCACAGUAAGGGUGAGCUCCGAGGAAGAUCGAUUCCUCAUUUGCCCUUUUGGGCUCCUGUAUAGUGAAGUCACCGCAUCCAGCCUGGUGAAGAUAGAUUUGUCAGGUGACAUCGUAGAUCGGGGAAGCACUAACCUCGGCGUCAAUGGCGCCGGCUUCAAUCUGCACGCUGCCGUCUAUGCUGCGCGGCCGGACGUCAAGUGCGUCGUCCAUAUACACACGGCUGCCGGCGCAGCGGUGUCGGCCAUGAAAUGCGGCCUGCUACCCAUCUCACCUGAGGCUCUUGCUCUCGGUGAGGUGGCCUACCAUGACUACCAAGGCAUAGUGGUGGAUGAGGAGGAACGAGUUGACAUUCAGAAGAACUUGGGCAAAAAUGCUAAGGUGCUCAUCUUAAGGAACCACGGUUUGUUAUCAGUUGGCGAAACUGUGGAGGAAGCUUUCUAUUACAUCCACAACCUGGUCAACGCAUGUGAGAUUCAGGUGCGAACACUGGCCAGCGCUGGAGGCCCAGAUAACCUGGUGAUGCUUGACCCAAGCAAGUACAAGUCCCGUCCUCGCGUUCCCGAGCCCGCCGGCGACGGGUCCACCGCCCAGCCCAAGUGGCUAGUAGGGGAGCAAGAGUUUGAGGCUCUCAUGCGAAUGCUCGACAACCUGGGCUAUCGGACCGGCUACCCUUACCGUUGUCCGGCAUUACGAGACAAAGGUAAAAAGUACAGUGACGCGGAGAGCGCUCACUUGGCCGGUUACACUUACGGCGAGGACAGCGACUCGGGCGCUCGCUCCCCAAUGAAACACAGCUUCCAGCGCGGCCAGCGCGACAAGACCCGUUGGCUCAAUGCCGGCGGUCGGCCCGACGAGCCCGGCGAGGACGGGCCCGACGGCGGAAGCCCCAAGUCGAAGCCUAAGGUGUGGACGAAUAUAACACACGAUCACGUCAAACCCUUGCUGCAGUCUCUCUCGUCCGGUGUCUGCGUGCCAAGCUGUAUAACCAACUGCUUGUGGACUAAAGAGGAUGGAAUGCGACAGGCCGCCGUGGCCAAUCAGUUCAUCCCGUUGAACACCAAUCCCAAAGAUGUGCUGGAAAUGAGGAAUAAGAUCCGCGAGCAGAAUCUGCAGGACAUUAAGACUGCCGGGCCUCAGUCUCAGGUUCUGUGCGUUGGCUCAGUGGUGGAGCGCAACUUUCAGCAGGACGCCCCUCUGUCUGACUGUACAGACACUAUUGACAGCCUCGAUGCCUCGGAGGGGUCCUAUAGUCCUGCUAGAUCUAUUAGAAAGGGAGAACUGGUGACCGCGUCCAAGGCCAUCAUUGAGAAGGAGUACCAGCCCAAGGUGAUUGUCAGCAAGCAGGGGCCCAACCCCUUCAACAAGCUCACCGACCAAGAGCUGGACGAGUAUCGGCGAGAGGUAGAGCUGAAGCAGAAAGGACCUGAAGUGCAGGAUGAAGGUGAUUGCAAGGCCGCACUCUCCUCCAAGCUGGAAAGCGUCGAAGCCCCAGUUCCCCCUCCCGUGUUAUCUGAACCCGGCACGGCAACAGCCUCCGGGCAGGGGCCCCCGCCCCUUGGCCUUGUGGAUGCAGUCCACCCGGACUCUCCCCAUAAGGAGUUCCACUGCGCCGUGCUGCGAGCCCUCAGCAAGGAGCCGAUGGAGGCGAAUCAGGCUGAAGAUCAAGAGUUGGAGGAACCAGAGGAAGAGGCCAAAGACCCAAAGGCCACCUGUACACCACCCAGCACUCCAGUCAGGGCAGAGGAAGAGACCUUGCCAGUGCUGACAUUUAAGGACGACAGUGACGCCGCGACCCUGAGACAGACCCUGCCUGACUUAACCCCCGAUGACCCAUUCGACGCCCCAGCGCUUCCCAUCGAGGAUUCAGACGCCGCCCCCGCCCCUGCUGCCGCCGAACCCACCGACGACGUGGAGGAACCCGCUGCUGCCGACGCAGACGGCGAUGAGUCUCCCAGCAAGUCCCCCUCCAAAAAGAAAAAGAAGUUCCGCACUCCUUCCUUCUUGAAGAAGAACAAAAAGAAGUCCGAGUCCUAAAUACGAGCUUCCUCAUGCUUUUACCCCUUUUUUGUUUUAACGUUAACACUUGCCGGCUUUUAAAUCUUUCAAUUUUCUUUAGCGCGUGCCAAUUUUGUAUACAUUGUAAAAAAAAAA
This is a messenger RNA of Syngnathus acus (greater pipefish), 2828 nucleotides long. RefSeq names its product adducin 1 (alpha) (gene add1). Gene Ontology annotation, molecular function: actin filament binding. Gene Ontology annotation, cellular component: cytoskeleton; adherens junction; postsynaptic density. Lineage: Eukaryota; Metazoa; Chordata; Actinopteri; Syngnathiformes; Syngnathidae. The record is from RefSeq and is a predicted model, not a curated record. Gene Ontology annotation, biological process: positive regulation of establishment of endothelial barrier; positive regulation of adherens junction organization; barbed-end actin filament capping. Bases 168 to 2711 code for a protein of 847 amino acids. The transcript is spliced from 17 exons.